AUGAAUGAAGAAGAUGUAAUGGAGGUGGAUGACCAGAACUGGGAGGUAAACGAAAAAAUCAUUGAGACAGAUGAAGAAGCAGAGGACGAAAUGAGACAGAUUCUGGAUGAAGCGAUUGCAAGUCGCAUUCGAAUGGUUUAUACAGAUAAUGCUGAAGCAUCUAAAGAAAUGGAAGUGCAAGAAAUGAAAAGUAGUGAAAAUUAUGAAGAAACAGGCAUAAAAUUAUUUAGUAACAGCACACGUCGCAUCUUCGGUAGUGAAAGUGAAGAACAAGAAGAAGGACCAGCAAUGAAACGAAGGAAGCAAGAGUGUGCACACUCAAUAAAUGAUGAACGUGCGAAAAUACAAGAUAUGGUUGUUGACUCUGGCUUUAUUCAGGGAUUUAAAUGA
Thelazia callipaeda (thelaziosis nematode) is the source of this 390-nucleotide messenger RNA. NCBI's taxonomy places the organism in Eukaryota, Metazoa, Nematoda, Chromadorea, Rhabditida, Thelaziidae. The record is from the annotation of a GenBank genome assembly.